UAGAUCCACGUGAGUGGAAUGAACCAACACAAUCUCGUUCAGCCAAUACAGCCUAUUAGGCUGCGUGAUGGCCAGGAUGAUGACUCAAAAUUGUCUCUUCGGAUCAGACUCAGAAUACGGGACACUCCGACAUAUGAUCCAUCUGCUGGGUCUGCCGCCGCAAUAUCUCAUCGAUGCUGGCCGGAGAUCACGAUUAUUUUUUCAGAGAAUGCCAAAUGGUUGGUGGCGGCUGAAGACACCUAUAGAUUAUUUUGGGACCGAUCUCGUCUACUCCUACCACACAGUUUACAAGUUCGACUCUCUGGAUGAAAUGAAAACGGUGUGCUCUGAGACGGACAACCCAGCAGAGGCUGAUGAGAGGAGGGAGUGCAUCGAGCUGCUGAAGGCGAUGCUUCAGUGGGAUGAGGACGACAGAAUCACCCCCAGUGGUAUCCUCAACCAUCCCUUUAUCACCAAAAGCUACCUCAGAAGCAGCUCCCCCACCAGCAGUUGCGAUGAACCUAGACCCGCCACCAGCCUGUCCAUCAUGGUUAAGCCUGCAGACCCUAAAAACAGAAUUAACCUGACAGGCUUGCCUGAUGAGGGCAGUGACCUGAAGAGCAGUGAGUAUGAGGACAGUGACAAUGCUGACACUGAGACAGCAAGGAUAGUAAUGAUGAAGACACUGAGGUCAGUGAGAAGAGCAGAGGAAGACAAAGAAGAAGAACUGCUUCCAACACGUCUUCUCUUGGAUAAAGAAGACGUUCUGCUGCUGCGGUGUGUCCGAUGUGAUGAACUGAGCAGCACUGAUGGACUGGAUUCACAUUUCGGACUAACAGUUCCUGACUUCAGUAUCCUUCGCUGGGUUUAUUGUUCUCUUUUGUUUUGAUCUCAUGAGUUUUGUUAAGAAAUGCUAAAUUGUUGAACCCAAGCAGAGAACACACAGAGCAGGCUGAGACAGGAUUAAGCAGAUUUAAUAGAGAAUUCUGGGGGAGACGAGGGUGGGGGAGCAGAGUCCUGGGGGGUCAGCUGUCUUCAGAGUUGUAGGUGAGGGCAGCGGAGCCAGGGGAUGACGGCAGGUGAUCGCCGUGGCCUGGCGUGGGUGUGGCGGCUGGGAGUAGACGGAGGUUUGGCAGAGGUGAGCGGAGCGGCGGCUUGGAGAUUCUGUUGAAGCGAGCCGGGUGGUGGUUCGGUUGCAGGGGAGAGGAAACCAACAGACUGUAGAGCUGGGGGGACAGUGAGGCCGGUCGGCCAGAUGAAUGACGGAACCAGGAGUCCAAAGGUAACCCACCGAAUAAUCCAACAGGAACAGGAGACGAUCGGCAGAACCAGCAAUCCAAGGUAACCCACAGAAUAAUCCAACAGGGGCAGGAGACGAUCGACAGAACCAGGAGUCCAAAAGGUAACACACAGAACAAUCCAACGAUGACAGGAGGCGAACCGAGCAGCUGGGUCAAACUGCAUAAAAGGGUGGACUAGAAAACUUACAGAGUACAUACGUGGCAAGAGGGAAACUGACUCCAUGAGCAGAGUUUAUGAUCUGGCAGGGUGUGGAAGCAGGAACCGGUCUUUUGUUGCAGAUUGUAGGUUGACUGGUCACGCACAGCUGCUCGUGAUCUGGAGUAAUGCUGAUUACUAAGUGGAGCCAGCCGUGGGCUGUCUCCACCCAGCACAGCCAGGGAGAGAGAACAGGAGGAGACUUGUAUCCUGUUCUCACUCUUCUUUCCCCUCACCCCAACCGGUCGAGGCAAAUGGCCACACUCUCAGAGGCUGGUUCUGCCAGAGGAUUCUUCUUGUUAGAAGGGAGUUGUUCCUCCCUACUGUCCAUCCAUCCAUCCUCUAUACACCGCUUUAUCCUCAUUAGGGUCGCGGGGGGUGCUGAAGCCUAUCCCAGCUGACUCAGGCGAAGGCAGGGGACACCCUGGACAGGUCACCAGUCUGUCGCAGAGCUACAUACACAGACGAACAAUCACACUCGCAUUCACACCUACGGGCAAUUUAGAGUACUCACUUAACCUCAGCAUAUUUUUGGGACUGUGGGAGGAAGCCGGAGUGCCCGGAGAAAACCCACGCAUGCUCAGGGACAACAUUCAAACUCCAUGCAGAAAGAUCCCAGGCCCACCCCAGGAUUCGAACCAGGGAUCUUCUAGCUGCAAGGCGAAAGUGCUAACCACUACUCCACUGAGCAGCCCCUCCCUACUGUCUCCGAGUGCAAAUCCAAAGGAUUUGUUGGGAUUUUGUCUAUAAUUAAUCAUUCUCUUGUGCUUUGUCUGUCUGUUUUCUAUCUACUAUCCUAUUCUCUCUAUCUACUAUCCUGUUCUCUCUCCCCUUUACCCUCACCCCAACCGGUCGAGGCAGAUGGCCGCCCUGUCUGAGCCUGGUUCUGCUGGAGGGUUCUUCCUGAAAAAGGGAGUUUUACCUCCCCACUGUCGCCAAGUGCUUGUGUCACAGUACCAGUUGUAUUUUUUGUUAUUGAGUUUGUAUUUUGUAGUUGCAUGGUUUUGUUUUGAGUGUUCGUUUUGAUAUUUUUGUUGAGUUUUUAUUUUGUAGUUGCAUGGGUUUUUUUGAGUGUGCAUGUUAAUUGUUUACUGGGUGGAGUGAUCUUCUUUCCUUUUUUGUGAGUUGUAAUUAGUGAGUACAGCUGGGACUGAUUAGAUGGAGACUGCCAUUGAUUGGACAGAGCUACCUGAGCUGAUGAAGAAAAGAGGGACACACGUGUGAGAAAGGCAGAGCGUGGGGGGAAGAGGAAGCAGAGGAGUAACAGAGAGCGGCUGCGAGGAGAACUGGGGACAGACGGAGACAAAGUGGAGCGACACGACAGUGGACUGAGCCAAAGAAACUCCACGCUACAUGCAGUAAGCAGUGCCGGUUCGAGGGGAGAGGACGGAGGCAGACUGAGUCGGGUCGUGGCUGCACGGAGGCAGGAGCUGAGGGCUGAAGGGAGCGACGGACGCCGAGGAGGAUUGAUACAACGCAGAUUCCCAGAUAAGUGAAGGGAUGCGAGCCAUCCUACCCAGCAGUGUGUGUGUGGUUGGUUGUUUUUCUGGUGUGCCGAAAAUUGAGUGACGCUCCCUCUUCCACAGCGCUGCAGUACGUCGGGACCAGCCGUGAGGAGGACUCGGAGGUACGGAGGCCCAAGGAGGAAGUGUACUGCACGUCACUCAUCGACCUGCGUCGCCUGUCCCCCUGAGAAGAUUCCCCUAAAAAGACUAUUGCACCGGCCAAGAUAAGCAUAGCCUCAAAAAGACCAGUGUGCUCUGUUUUAUUUGGUCUGAUGCCCCCCCCAACAGGACUGUUUUUAAUAGAGCUCCGUAGGAUUUUAGUCCAUUCUUUUUUAAGAAAUUAUUUUAUUUUGGGUUGUUGUUUUAGAUGUAGGAAAUAAAUUUCCCUUAUUGCUUAA
Messenger RNA from Acanthochromis polyacanthus (spiny chromis), 3379 nucleotides. RefSeq names its product homeodomain-interacting protein kinase 1-like. The record is from RefSeq and is a predicted model, not a curated record. Bases 68 to 868 code for a protein of 266 amino acids. Gene Ontology annotation, biological process: peptidyl-serine phosphorylation; peptidyl-threonine phosphorylation. The transcript has 5 exons. Gene Ontology annotation, cellular component: cytoplasm; nucleus. Gene Ontology annotation, molecular function: protein serine/threonine kinase activity; protein tyrosine kinase activity. Lineage: Eukaryota; Metazoa; Chordata; Actinopteri; Pomacentridae.